Messenger RNA from Clarias gariepinus (North African catfish), 2519 nucleotides. RefSeq names its product kelch-like family member 38b (gene klhl38b). The coding region runs from base 190 to 1965 and encodes 591 amino acids. The record is from RefSeq and is a predicted model, not a curated record. The transcript has 4 exons. Gene Ontology annotation, molecular function: protein binding. NCBI's taxonomy places the organism in Eukaryota, Metazoa, Chordata, Actinopteri, Siluriformes, Clariidae.
GGGUGACUGGAAUGUACACAGAGCCUCAUGGAAGGAAGGCUAGACAACAAACAACACAGCAUGAUCCAUCCUAUAAACAUCCAUCUGCUGCUAUUCCAGAUUGCAAAAACAUACAAAGAGAUCUUAGAAUACACAAGUGAUCGAUUUGUCGAGCUUUGCUUAUACUAAAGCACGUACAAAACCGACAGGAUGUGUUACACUCUGGCUGAAAACAGCUUUGAUGGAGCAUUAAAGGAGGUCCUACAUUUUAAAGACCAAGAGCUGUAUUCCAAACUCCUCUUACAACUUAACAACUUGCGGAAGCAGCAGAUCCUCACAGAUGUUGUCCUUUGUUCUGAUGGCAACAAGAUCCCCUGCCACCGCAAUGUCCUGGUCUCCAGCAGCCCGUACUUUCAUGCUAUGUUCUGCAGCAACUUUUGUGAGAGACAGCAGGCUCAGGUGGAUAUGCAGGGAAUUCCCUAUAAUGUCUUGAACAGCAUUGUGGAUUAUGUUUACACAGGGACCAUUAGUAUCACCAUGGAGUCUGUCCUCCCUUUGAUGCAUGCCGCUGCCAUGUUACAUUAUGAGCGGGUUUUCGAGGCCUGCUCGACCUUCUUGCAGGGCCAGCUCAGGCCAGAUAACUGCUUGAGCAUGAUGCGUCUUUCAGAAAUUUUGCACUGCACCAGUUUGCAGCAGAAAGCUCGAGACAUGGCCGUCAAAAGCUUCUCUGAUGUUGUGGCUUCUGAGGACUUCUGUGAACUCUCCCUGAAAGAGGUGGUUGGUUACUUAGAGGAUGACCAACUGUGUGCAAAGGAGGAGCAAGUGUUCGAGAUCCUUCUGGCUUGGAUUCACCAUGACCCUUUUGCCCGGCAAGGUGCUAUUCAUGAUCUUUUCCAAAAGGUGAGGCUACGACACAUCCAUCCUUCCUACCUCUUUCAGUUUAUUGCCAAUGACCCAUUAGUGCAGUCCUCCUCCCUUUGUACUGAGAUCAUCGACUCAGUCAGGCGUCUCCUCUUUUCUGCUGGUUCCCAUUGCCCUAAUGAACUGCAACCACUCUGGACUGCUCCCCGGCGUCAUGCGUGUAAAGAAGCUCUAGUGGUUAUUGGCGGUCGUAAAAACAACGAGCGCACAUCUCGGGAGGCACUGCUAUUUGAUGAAGAAACAGAGUGCUGGCAAUCCCUGGCUAAGUUACCUGUACGACUCUACCGUGCCUCUUACGUCUGUAUGCAUAGCAUUCUGUAUGUUCUGGGAGGUCUCACCAUGACUGCAGGCGGAGGUGGUGUACCUACUGCCACAGUUUAUACACUCUCCCUAAAAAUGAAUCAGUGGAGGGUUGCAGAGCCCAUGCUCGUGGCUCGAUUUGGCCAUCAGAGCAUCUCCUAUCUACAGUUCAUCUUUGUUUUAGGUGGCAUUACCAGUGACCGACAGAUCACCAGUGGGGUGGAAAGGUACAAUACCAUGUUUAAUCAAUGGGAGUCUGUAGCUCCAAUGCCAGAAGCAGUUCAGCAUCCUGCUGUAGCAGCACAUAACCAGAGAAUCUAUGUUUUCGGUGGGGAAGAUGCCAUGCAAAAUCCGGUACGAAUUAUUCAGGUGUACCACAUUGGACGAAAUUUCUGGUGUAAAAUGGAGAACCGGAUGGUGAAGAAUGCUUGUGCCCCUGCUUCUGUCAUUGAUGGCAAAAUCUACAUUAUUGGAGGCUACACAAGACGAAUGGUGGCAUAUGACAUCAAAACAAACAGAUUUAUUAAAUGUAGCAAUAUGAAAGAAAGAAGGAUGCAUCACUCAGCCACCGUCAUCAACAACAGACUCUAUGUUACUGGGGGCCGAUACAUUACCAGCCACGAUGAUGUCCAGGAUUCAGACAGCUUUGACUGCUACAACCCAGAGACAGACGUUUGGACAUCAAAAGGCACUUUGCCAUUUAAACUCUUUGACCAUGGCUCAGUUCCGAUGGUGUGUGUCUCACACAAGCCUUUUCUCACAUAAAUGUGAUUAUAAUUCUGCUGGAAAGACAGCACUGUGUACCCAGACUGGUCAUCGACUGAGAAAGCUAUGUCUAUAUUUGAAAAGCUUUCAGUGACUAAGAUGCAGGAAUGUCCAAGUGUUCACAGGAUUAUGCAGUUAAUGAGUAACAUGACAUACAGCUGUUCAAGUCACAUAAGAAACUUGAUCAUAAGAUAUGCUAGAUAUGCAAUAAAAAGUGCAGCAUCAUUUAAGCAUGCAGCAACUUGUUACGACAUGUAGCAAUAUCUGUUGCUUAAAAUAAUAGUUCACAUUUACAAACUGAUUGGGCAAGACAUCUUGGUACUUUUUCCAUGUUUCUUUUAAACAUACUGUAAAUAGGUAUGCACAUAUUGUCUACCUAGUUAAACUAUCACUCAUUUAAUGUCUAGCACUUUAAAUCAAACACUUGCAUUAUCUACAUACCUUUAUCCAAAAUCAUUCCUACAACCUCCUAUUCGCUGAUUCUCCAAAAAGGUUUCUAAUGUUCCUUUAAACACUGUGUGAUGCUCUAUAUCAAAUUCUAUAAUCUGUACUAU